Molecule: messenger RNA, 4035 nt
Organism: Drosophila hydei
Lineage: Eukaryota; Metazoa; Arthropoda; Insecta; Diptera; Drosophilidae
Exons: 3
Coding region: 2449-2595 (48 amino acids)
Source: RefSeq, a predicted model, not a curated record
CCACAUACACACCACACAUUUACAACCCUCUUCCGCUGUGAGACAAGUCGGGAGCAUAAAUCAAAAAGUUUCUGUCGCAAUUUUUCACAUCAAAUUAAUCUUUAUCUACAAUGUUUUGUAUGUAAUUUUUUCAACGUUUUUGCAUUGCGUCUAAUUAAUUAGGGUAAAAUGUUACGCAAAAGGAGAAUAAAGGGCAAGCGAAUGCCAAAAGCCGUCUGGCAUUUUCAUUGCAUACUCCCCGGCAGAGGCAAAUAGAAGAUGUCAUAAAAAUGCCAUUGCAAAUCGACAAAGACACGCAAAGGCAUAGGCGAGACAGAGGCGGAGGCGUAGCCAGCGCCAAACUCAUUUCACUUGCGUCGAAAAGAUAAAUGUGAAGCGCUUAAAAAAGCAAUUACCGCAUAAAUUGCGCCUCGACGCUGCUGCCUCAACUACUACAAACAAGCAGCCAGGCAGAGGAUGCGACGCAUAAAACUUGCUACAAAGGACUCUCAAGUUCGUUGGAGAAAAAAGUAAAUGAAAGCCAAACAACAAAUGUUCGUACAUGCGAGCACAUCCUGCCUGUAAGACAUUUCGCAAACAAAUGCGCAAAACACGCGAAAACAUGCAAAAUGCAGUGCAUACACAACAGCCACUACCCAAGCCGUCGAACGAAUCUGAGACGAGACCAGACUAGGCCAGACCAGACCAGACCAGGCCCGACUUAAUUGUAAAAUCAAUAGUGGGAGUGAUGGGCGCGUAAAUCAAGUUAAAAGUCGCAGCAAUCAAAACACCCGCAGCGCAAUAAAAACUCAUUAAAUGGCCGCCGGGAGAUUGUAGUGUAUGCCAAUUGGGUACGCCAGGUGCGCGACCAGAGUUCCAAUUGGAUUUAAGCAAAUUGUGUGGGACACAUCGAUUUCUCAUUAGAUUGGACGCGGCCUGAUGAUAUUUCGCAUGGCUGUUCAAAUCACUUAAACAAAAAUUUAAUUGACUUGACGACGGCUGUACACGUAGCUGUCAAAGGGAAACGGAGCGCACAACACGAAACGGAAGCCAGGCCGAUGACGACGACGACGGCGACGAAGGACGAGCCGGCUAGAGCUUUAGUGAUGGCGCCAGCUGCCAGUCUGCCAGUCUGCGUGGCCUACUGCCAAUUUGUAGCCGUGUGGAGCGGAAAUUUCUUCAACUUCCUGAUUUAAAUAAUAGCAAACUGCCAGCCAGCCCCGUCACCCCACGCCGCUUUCAAACUUGUCGCACCAACUGACGGCAGAAACAGCAACAUCAACAACAGCAGCGACAUAAACAGGCAGUGGCAAGUUGAUUACCAUCAGCAGGCGCCGUGUGUUGUGCCAUGCGUCAAAGUAUCAGCUACAAUAUUUAUUUUCCUUUUUUUUUGGUCACUCAGCGAGUCGCGUUUGCGGCUAAGCUCAGCGUCAAUAUUAUGCGGACGAAUUUAAAAUAUUUGCAUUAUGAUGUGACAACACAGUUGAUAAACCAUUAUGUGUGUGUCCGUUUGAGCGUGAAGCAACAACAUUUUCUGCACUUGCUACAAGUUGGACAACAAUUUCCGCAUGCAAGCGCCAUUGACACACAAGCAAAUGGCAAAAUUUUGAAAAAGUCGACAAAAACGGCCGACGCAGUGCAGCGCCGAACGAGCCGAGACGAAUGCGCAGCCGAAGCAACAGUCACAGCAGCAGCAGCAGCUACGGCGGCAACAGCACCAACAGCGGUAGCAGGACUAUAAGACAGGAGCUUAGUCCACGCACAAGCUGAGUCGCGUCGGCAACGUUGAGGCAGACGCAACGGUUCGCAUUAUCGCAUAUUACGCAUACGCCACAAGUGCCGCAGAAACAGUUGCCGCAUAUCGAACAUAAAACCAAACACCGCAAGUCUUGUUAGUCGAAAUUCUUGUCCAUUUUUACGGUUCGCAGUGAAACGCAGUCGAGCGCAUAAUUCGUACAGGCCACAGAUAGACCAACUGCUGCCCAUAAAAGUGCGUGCCAGCAUUAUUAUAAUAUUUAGACAGCCGCACCGACCACAAUUGCACAAAAAGAGGCAAACGGGCUACGCUAAGCUAACCAUGAGGCGUUCACGUACAACGCUUUCUCCGUAUCUUGACUUGCAGCUGCUGCCCUGGGAACGGGCGUCAUGCACGGCAAUGAGGCAAUGAGGCAAUGAGACGACCAGGUACACCACCACCACCAUCACCAGUAUCAGCAAGCCCACAACUAAAGCCACAACCACAGCAAGCAACGCAGCCAACCAGCGGGCAGAUGCAAUCUGAAGAGUUCGUUUCUUGGCUGAGUGCCGCCUAGCUCUCUAACUACACAGAGACCACACAGCCGCUAGACGCAGCUAAGGAGACCAACAAGCUCAGUAGCUCAGUAGCUCAACAGUCGCAGGAGAGACGGAUACAGGGCGCACAGGCUGUGAUAUUACUUAGAACCACAGAGCGAGUGCUUGGGGCCCGCCAUGUUGCGAGAUAUCUUUCUAUAUUUAGUUCUAAUCGUUUUAUUUUGCUUUAUAUUCAUGGCGCAGUUAAUCGUCAACGUUUACGCAUUCCAGCGCCAGCCAACGCCCGCCCAGAGGGCCGAGCGCAAUGAGAUUAUAUUUGUCUAGGGUUCCUGGGGGCCACAAGUCAAGCAUUGCCAGUUGGCAUUUAAUGAGCGCCACACUCACAAAAAAAUCUUAAAGCUAAAACUCAAAGAAAACGCAUUUGACAGUCUGUUGGCAGCUGGCUGCUGGCUGUUGCCCGUUCUCUGUUCCGGAGAUAAUACCCCGGCAGGAGCUGAUUAACUGGGUUGCGCGCUAAUUAGUAACGGUAGUCUUGGGAGCGCUGUCACGAAUGCACAAUACACUCCAGCACAAUGAAACUUUGCGACACAAUAAGUCGGAGUGAAGCAGCGCUAGAAGUGAGCAUCGCGCGGGCAAAGUUCAUGCUGUCGACGUCGCUGCAUUGAAACAAAAAGACAAACAAUGAAAUGAAGAGAAAUGUAUUCGCAGUGCACUUUGCAUUCAGUUCAGUUCAGUUCAUUUCGCUGUGCUCGUUAUGCCAUCUAAAGAAUAUCUGAUAAUACAAUAAUAAUUAAUUUAAGCGAUUGCUUUAAGCAGUUUUUGUUGCCUACUUUUAGAGCGCGACCCGACCGAAUGCAGCGGCAAUGAGCCGUCUGAAAUGCAUUGGGGCGUGGCAAAUGGCUUUAGUUCGUAUUGAUUUCCAGCUCACACACUCGGCUCCCUUCGUCAUGUUUUAGUGCUUUACUCUUGUUACUUUUUUCGUUCUCUUUUUUUGGGCAUGGCGCACAGUUUAUUGUUUUCUUUUGGCCGCUAGAGCCGAGCUGUUCAUGCCGCCUUGAGCACUUGAGCACCAUAUACACACUUGACCCCAUUUGCUGGAAAACAUUACAAUAGGCUUGCCCACUGGGCGAAUAUGGGGCUAGGGGCCUUGACUAGGCAAACAUUUAAAUUGACAUGCCCAAGGCUCGGCGAAGGGUAUCGUUUCAAAAACUUUCAAAAUGUUGCCAAAUUUUUCUAAUACUUAACAGCCCGCUUCUGGGAGUGUGUGGCGCUUGUGCCUAAUUGAUUGCUGUCUGUUUGACCAAAUGGAAAUUAAAGUUUCAUCUGUUUUCCAAGGAAUUUAUAUUUUAAUAUGAGCACACGCAAACUUCUCAAAAACUUUUCAAUUAAAUUUAAUUACUUUUUCAGAUUGUUGGCCAAGCCAAGUGCAACAUAACUGAAUUUCUUUUUGAAGAAUCUCAAAGGGUUUUCAUUUAAUUUACAUAGCUGAGAGGAUUUGGAGUUCGUAUUCAUAUCUGCAGAACAUUUCCAAUGAUAUUACUGCAUAAUCAAACCCGUAUUAAUCGAGCUAACAAAAAUGAAUUAGAAUCGGACAUUUUUAAUGAAUUGUAUUCAAUUAAUAUUACAUAACGCAUACAUUCGAACAAUAAUAGUUUUAGCUAUCGUAUAUACAACUUAUAGUAUCUAUAAAUGGAAUAAUUCUAGUAAAUAGGGCUAAACGAAAGACAUGUGACACGAUUUACUGUAUGUGUAGUUAGUGCUGAA